AUGGAUCCACCACCCCCAGCAACCCGCUCUCAUCAACCUCUCAAAACCCUCUAUAUCCCCAUCAUCCUCCUCCGUCUCACCCUCCAAACCCUCUUAAAAUCCCUGCAACCCAAUCCCCACACGUCCCGUCCCUCCACUCACCCAACCCACAACCAAAUCCUCCGCACAACCCUCCUCCGUUCCCUCCUUCGCCAUACCUUCACCAUCCGAUAUCUUCCCUCUCCUCUCUCCCUCCUCCCAAACGCCGAAUACGAGCGUUUCGUCCUCAUACCACCUUCUCAUCAUCCCAAUCUUUACACUCUAGACUCAUCCUCCAUCCUCGCUAUACGACCCCACACCAUCAAACCCGUUACUAUCGGCGGGACAUUUUAUCCCUCGCCUCCACCACUUCCCUUGUCAUCUGAUAGCACUAUCAUAUUACAUUUUCACGGCGGAGCUUUCAUCUAUGGGAAUGGACGAACGAGAAGUAGCGGAAAAGUAGCGAAGAUAUUAGGCAGUCAUUUGGGAAAUUAUGUAUUUUUUCCUCAAUAUAGAUUAGCGGGUGGAAAGGGGGAAGACAAAGACAAAGACGAUUGCAAAAGAAGAUCAGGCGAAAGAGAAAAAGGUUAUUUUCCAGCAGCGUUACAAGAUGCAGUUACGGCAUAUAUGUGGUUAAUCGACGCAGUAGGAUUUGAAUCGAGGAAUAUUAUAAUAUCAGGAGAUGGAGCAGGAGGCAACAUAGCGAUAGGGUUAGUGAGAUGGCUAGAGGAAGUGAGGCUGGCUAGUACUAGUGCUAGUGCUAGUGCGGAAGCGAGGGGUGAUGCGGGGUCGGGUAUGUAUAUGCCGAUGGGGUGUACGCUCUGGAGUCCGUGUGUUGAUUUGGCGGGGUUGACGAGAGAGGGGAUUAAUGAGCAUGAGAAUUUUAAGACGGAUUAUAUGGAGGGACAGUUUAUGGAGUGGGCGGUGGCGGAAUAUCUGGGUCCGUACCCGCCGGAUGAUGGGGUGGGGAGUAGGGGGACGGCGGCUUCUUUGAAUAGGGAGCGAGAGAGGUUGAUUAAGGGUUCGUAUGUUUCGCCGCUAAGACAUCCGUUUAGGACGAGUGUGGCGAUGUGGAUAAUGGUGGGUAAGGGCGAAGUGUUGUAUGAUUCGAUAGUAGAGUUUGCGGAGAGAAUGGGAGGAGUUGAGGGGAAUAAAGUGGGGUUAUAUGAGGUGGAUAAUGCGCCGCAUAAUAUUUUGUUGAUGGGAAGCUGGCUGGGGUGGGAAGAGCAGGCGGAUGAGACGGCGAGGGAAGCGGGUGUGUGGAUGAGGAAGAAGGGGUGGAAGGGGAGUGGGAGUUGGGAGGAAAUGGGGAGUCUUGAGAGAAAGAGGAGAGCGAGGGAGGCGGAGGAAAGGGAGGGAAAUGAAGAUGGCAUAUUUGAUUGA
This is a messenger RNA of Sclerotinia borealis F-4128, 1401 nucleotides long. The record is from the annotation of a GenBank genome assembly. NCBI's taxonomy places the organism in Eukaryota, Fungi, Ascomycota, Leotiomycetes, Helotiales, Sclerotiniaceae.